UUACCAAAUAGUCUCACAACACUCACAUUCAGUGAUAACUUUAACCAAGAAAUUCUACCCGGCUCAUUACCAAAUAGUCUCACAACCCUUACAUUCGGUCAUUGUUUUAACCGAGUAAUUCUACCCAACUCAUUACCAAAUAGUCUCACAAAACUCACAUUCGGUAAUGAUUUUAACCAAGAAAUUCUACCCAACUCAUUACCAAAUAGUCUCACUACCCUCACAUUUGGUCGUCUUUUUGACCAAGUUGUUCUACCCAACUCAUUACCAAAUAGUCUCACAACACUCACAUUCGGUAUGUUUUUUAACCAAGUUAUUCCACCCUGCUCAUUACCAAAUAGUCUCACAACACUCACAUUCGGUUUUUAUUUUAACCAAGUAAUUCCACCCGGCUCAUUACCAAAUAAUCUCACAACACUCACAUUCAGUUAUCGUUUUAACCAAGUAGUUCUACCCGGCUCAUUACCAAGUAGUCUCACAACACUCACAUUUGAUUCUUCAUCUAACCAAGUAGUUCUACCCGGCUCAUUACCAAAUAGUCUCACGACACUCAAAAUUGGUGAUAAAAUUAACCAACUAAUUCCGGCUCCUUACCAAAUAGUCUAA
Dictyostelium purpureum is the source of this 606-nucleotide messenger RNA. RefSeq lists its product as uncharacterized. The annotation marks the transcript as partial. The record is from RefSeq and is a predicted model, not a curated record. NCBI's taxonomy places the organism in Eukaryota, Evosea, Eumycetozoa, Dictyosteliales, Dictyosteliaceae. The transcript has a single exon.